This is a messenger RNA of Anopheles darlingi, 988 nucleotides long. RefSeq names its product protein aveugle (gene ave). Gene Ontology annotation, molecular function: protein binding. The record is from RefSeq and is a predicted model, not a curated record. Gene Ontology annotation, biological process: cell surface receptor protein tyrosine kinase signaling pathway. The coding region runs from base 95 to 433 and encodes 112 amino acids. The transcript has 4 exons. Gene Ontology annotation, cellular component: cytoplasmic side of plasma membrane. Lineage: Eukaryota; Metazoa; Arthropoda; Insecta; Diptera; Culicidae.
GCCGAGACGAAAACAAAAUUUUCCAAAAAUUCUCGAAUUUCGUCCUGGAAAUCCUUUUUAAAAAUUUGUGAAAGUGUCCGUAGGGAGUAGCGAAAUGGUCGAGGAAACGGUGCCCGUCGCCAAAACAAAGCAGACGAAGAUGAUGGCCCGCCCGAAACCGGUGUACAUGUGGACUGUGGCCGAUACGCUCAAGUGGCUCCGGAGGCACUGCAGUGACCGGUGUGCCCAGUAUCAGGAGCUGUUCCAACGGAACGAAAUCACAGGUCGCGCGCUGCUCCGGAUCACCGAUGACUCACUACACCGGAUGGGCAUUCUGGACGAGAAGGACCGGGACGACAUACUGCGUGAGAUCAUCAAGCAGCGACUGAAGACGGAUAUCAUGGAAAUCCGUGAUAUGGAGCUGAUGAACAACGUGUACCAAAAUUGUAUUUAAGGAUGGCUCGAAUGCAACGGCUGGCAGAUCAUUGUCAUGAUCUUGAGUUCGAUUCGUAUACCUUGCAUUGCAGCUGAAGGAAGGAUGGAUUACGUGUCACGUCCUGCGACUGCCACUCGUGCUACUUACCAUCUCCAUCUCCCAUUUGCAGAAUCACACGAAGAAGGACACGUUUGCAAAAGUAUAAGGUAGUAGAAUACGGUCAAAUUGACCUCAUUAUAACCAGGAACGAAUGAUAGCUACUAAUGCCACUUAUUUAUACUUACACGCUCCAUUUAGACACCGGAAUGAGUCUGUUGAUCAGCUUUUCUCGCACCACGUGACGUAUAUUUUGCCUACGCUACGCUAUGCUAUCGGGAUUGAACACGUUGUAAAUCCAAUCGAAACGUAAUUCUGCCGACGAAAGCAACUUGUGCUCGUGCAGGAGAAACUCGUAUGGAUCUGGCGGGCGUCGUAGAUUGUUUAUUCGAUGGUGUACCGCUUAGGCCACGUUUGGCUACGGGGCUCCUAUACUCAACCUUGUUUUCUUCGGUAGAGGAUCUGUUGGCACAAGUG